AUGGCCGCGACCCCAGCGCAAGAGGAAACUUCCGACUUCCUGCAAGGUUUCGCAACUUUCGAAGCAUUCAAAUCUCAUGUAUAUGCUCUGGGCGUGGAAACUGGCGCCAACUUUCAAGACCUUACCGACAUUUCCGGCAAUAGCACCAGCUAUCGUACUAUCUCUUUGACAAUCCAAAGCUCCACAGACGGACUUCAGAGCCCUGACAAUACACAAGCUAUCCUUCGUGUACCUCGCUUCGAACUCGACGACUUGCCAGCCGAUCAAGACAGUCGGACGUACGAGAACUUUGUGGAUGACGCUGCCGUGCUUGAGCUCGCCGCAACAUGCGGGCUCCAAGUUCCAAAGAUGAUUGCGUUCGACACAACAAGUGACAAUGCCUUGGGUCUUCCUUACUCACUGCAACUGCGGCUACCUGGAGUUCCUUUAUCAUCUGUGCUCGAAGCAAUUCCGAUGUCAAGUAUGGCUGAUAUCGCAUCCGAAAUGGCCGAAAUGCUUGUUCGACUGCGUGGUGUCAGGUUUCCUGCUUUCGGCCUGCCUUGCCAGGACAAAAACGCCCAUCUGCAAAAAAAACUUCAACUGGACCUGUCAGGUCGUUCUGGAGAAGAGAGGAAAGUCACUUUGUGCGGAUUCCCGAAAGAGUCUGGCGGGUUGGGAUCACAUAAUCGCAAAAGUCCCACUUUACCCGUCAUAUCUUCUCUGUAUGCGCUGCUCAAGGCUGCCAUCGACAACAAGUUUCUACCAUCCAGGCAAAAGAAUAUUGGAGGCGAUGAGGGAACUGACACGUUGGCGCACGAAAAGCUGGGAUCAAUGCUCGAUCAAAUGAAGGCUAUGGGAUGGUUUGAAACAGAAGAGACAUCGACCACUGAAAGUGUACUUCAUCACCUCGAUCUGGAGUGUAACCGAAUCUUUGUUGAACAGCGCGAUGAUUCAUCAUGGCACAUCACUGGCAUACUCGGCUGGGAGAACAGUGGCGCCUGCGUAUCACCAGUAUUGACGCAGACUCCUCUCAAUUGGCCGUGGGAUCGUAUCGACAUGGAUAAGCUUCCUCAGGAAGUCCUCAAUUGUUUUGGUCGGGACAACGAAUAUAUGCCUCUGGCUUGCUACGAAGAUCUCAACUCUGAUCACCUUACCGAGGACGGCCUGAAAAUCAAGGAGCUCUUCGAAAAUAUCUUGAUCAAGGGCAUCUACGAGCCGCAGUACGGAGAGAAGGCGGCCGAGAUCUACCAAGAUCAUGCGUACGGCCGUGGGCGUUGGAUUCGCCGCAUAUGGCGUUUCGCUUUCGAAGGUAUUGCCAUGAGUGGCUACAAGUGGCGCCUCGCUCGACUGAGAAAAGACUGGGCGGCCUUCACACACGCGGAACUGGACUCUGACCUACAUGAAACUGAUGAGGACAACUCAGACCCUCAUAAUGCAACAGGUUCGACGAUAGAAUGCGACCACGAGCCCUUCGAGACCUUUCGGCACAGAGUCAGUGCUUUGAGUUCUGAGUUGGGUGCCACAUUUGAGGACAUCGAACACAUGAGAGGUGGUUCCUACAACCGUAUCGUCUCGGUGACUCUACGCAACCCUCCUAGGGGAGCUCUUUGGGUUGACGGAACAAAGGCUAUUAUACGCAUACCUCGUGUUUGGGACGGCGAUCUCUCAAAUAUACCACCCGCGCUCCAUGGCAGCACUUGCAAAUGUGAUGCCCAUCCCGAGCGUCACGAAAGCAUAGAUGACGCCCACUCUGAUCGAAGUGGUGUCAGUAGCAGAAUGAGUUUGAGUAAGGAGGGACCUCGGUGGGAGAUACGGGAUGAAGCGCUUCUGUACAAUCUCGUUGAAGACGCUGGGAUACCCGCUCCGCGGAUACUCGCAUUUGAUCUUACCCGUGAUAAUGCUCUGGGGUUACCCUUUUCAAUCCAGACCCGCCUGUCUGGUAUUGGCUUGAUAGAAGCACUGAAAACCAUGUCUGUCCAAGAGCAGCUAUGGUUGGCAGACGAACUGGCGGAGAUAUUUGCUCGUCUCGAGACCAUUCAGUUUGACUCUGCCGGUAGACUGCUCGGCGACGAGGACGAAGACACAGCUACCGCCCUACCACUGCGUUCGUCAAGCCGAGCUGAUAUUGAGGAUGAACCCAGUGUUUACGGUUUCCGCAAAGGUACGGGGCAUCUUGCCAAUCGCAAGCGAGACGCAAAAGCUGAAUCUACUACUUUGAGUUCAUUGUACAAGCUUCUUUUCUUCACACUUCAUGAACGCAUCGAUGACGAGCUGCAGAAACAACACCCGCAAGGUCCGUCACAACAACAGGUUCGACAGUAUUUCAAGUUGCAAGACAUCCUUCAAGACAUGGAUCGCAUUGGUUGGUUUUCAGAAGCCGACAAAACUGACGCAAAUUCGGUUCUGAACCACUGGGACAUGGAGCCACGUAACAUGUUAGUUGAGCGGACUUGCGAGGGAGAUUCAAGUCGCUGGAAGAUAACAGGAGUCAUCGAUUGGGAUUCGGCUCGUGCAUUGCCCCCUGUCUUGACAAGAAAGCCACCUCUUUGGUUAUGGGAUGUUUCGGAAGAUGAGGACCUUCCCGAUGACGUUGCGAAGUACUGGGAUGGGGAUUAUGAUUGGAUGCCACUCGAGUGGUAUCAAAAGGAGAACAAGACGCAUCUGACUGCGGAUGGAAUGAGAGUCAAGCAGCGAUUCGAAGACGCUUUGGUUGGAAAGCUCUACAAGGAGUACGGCGCAAAUGCACACGCCAAAUAUCUGGAUGAUGCAUACGGUCGAGGGCGCUGGCUUAGGCGCAUUUGGCGAUUCGCAAGCGAAGGUUUCCAUUUCUACCCAACUCAUUGGAAUCGCUUUCAACAACUCGAGCGCGAAUGGACCGAGUACAAAAAGGUCAACGGCAUCGAGUGCGAUCCUCCUGAGUUUGCCGAGGACAUGGGGGCUUAUUCAUCAUCUGUAUGGCCAAACAGAGCUCGUGAAGGCGGUUCAAGCGAAUUCAAAGGUAUCUUACACGACGUCGCUACUGGAGGUGAUCAGACUAAAGGAUGA
Aureobasidium pullulans EXF-150 is the source of this 3024-nucleotide messenger RNA. RefSeq lists its product as uncharacterized. The coding region runs from base 1 to 3024 and encodes 1007 amino acids. Lineage: Eukaryota; Fungi; Ascomycota; Dothideomycetes; Dothideales; Saccotheciaceae. The record is from RefSeq and is a predicted model, not a curated record. The transcript has a single exon.